Molecule: messenger RNA, 3108 nt
Organism: Amoebophrya sp. A120
Lineage: Eukaryota; Dinophyceae; Syndiniales; Amoebophryaceae
Source: the annotation of a GenBank genome assembly
CAAAAAUGAGCCACUACUGCUAUUGCUGAAAUACGACGAUGUCAGAGGUCGCUUAUCUUUAUUUUCUUUCUGGCCAGUAGCGAAUUCAAACCAGAUACCUGUUUUUUGAUAUGUCAGUCUCGCCUCCUUUUUCUUUGCCUUUACUGCCCUGGCUUGCCGGCGGUUGUUUUCGCUUCGCCCUGGUAGUAAGUUAGUUGUUUUCAUCGACAUCGCAUCGGGUUGUAUAUUUCGCCCCGUUGCCGUUUCUGCCCGGGCAAUCGAAAAUAAAUGGGUGGCUUUACCAGACUGCUGUUGCAGUGGCAGGCACCGGUGGGUGCGGCAGUUUUCUAUCUUCUAUUUGUUCUUCUUGGUACGUUUCUGAGUCGCAGAUACCGGCCGUUGGAGGGGUAUGAAAGCGUCAGGAUUGAAAUCGUCAGAGUUGAAAUAAUUUCUCAUGCAUAGAUUGCAAGGCAUGAAGUGCCUCUCUUGCAGGGAUGGCAAAUGAGGCCGACUGUCAGCCUGUUUGGGGUCUGCGAUGCAGCUACUAAAGUAGCAUGACAAAGGACGCCUUCUGUCCCUAAACAGCAUGAAAAACUGGAUUUAGACGGUGCCGAAAUUUGUCAUGCGCCGCUCGGCAAUUGGGCUUCCGACUGGUAUCGAUUUUAAUUUUAUGCAUUACAAGUUAUUUCAACUUUGUCGAUUUCAAUCCUGACACUCCCAUAAGGGGGGAACAUGCUGGCGCCCCUGGUUUUUCAACUCCGACCUAAAGCGGAUCGGCAUCGUGCACGACCUGAUUCUCGUUCUGGCGUCUGCUGCCAUGUUUUGUGGCUGUCUGUACUCGCUGAGCGUGCAAGUAGCUUACAAGAACAACAACACUAUCAAUGGGAUCGUUGCGAGCAACGGCUUCGUGCCUUCGUUUUUAUUUUGCGAGCAGGACCUGCCAGAUGAGGAGUAUGUCGCCAAGGUGGGUGAAUUUUUCGCCCCGGCGCCGAGCACCGCCGUUAUUUUUGAUCGGAGUUCUUCGAGCGGUGUUUGGGCUACAACCUCCUCGAAUGCGGCAGAAGAAGAAACGACAGCACGCGAUCACACAGCAGCAACGGGUCCGCCGGUCCUCUCCUGGGCCGCGAGAAUGCGAGACCCCUACUUCUGGAGUUUUCUUUUUUAUGUGAGCAAAUACUACGAGCACCUGGACACGUUUCUGCUGCUCGCCCGGGGGCGACCUCCUCCGAACUUUUUUCUAUCAGAUGCGAAUAUGUUUAUAAUGUGUGUGUCGGGAAAUUUGUGAUGCUGAGCUGUGGAUGCUGAAAACGCUCUCCAAUCCAGCCAAGCGUGACAAAGUUGCAGAGCAGCGCUGUCUUAGUAUUUCAGUUCGCAUGAGAAGCUGCGUUUUGGUUUUCUUUUUGUACUUAUGUACAAAAGAGGGCACGAUUUUUGUUGGUCAGGGGGCAGAGAUUGCACAGGAAUGUUAAAUGUAAGACAAGCAAUACAAGUUCCAACUUUCCAGACCCAGACAUAUUUGCAGUGGAUAUUGCCUCCACGUGUACCAUCACGCCUGUGCGGUGGUGAUGGCUUGGGCCUGGGUGCGUUACAAGAUGUAUCGUUUGUGAACAUUUCCCCACCCCAAAGUCGAGGUUCGCAUUGAUUUUGCGAGCACAAAUCCAGAGGUUGUGGGAGUCACGACGCGUAACAAAAUUGGAUUUGUAGCAUAGUCGUGCCUACUAGCUACCCCAGCUGCAUCUUCACAGAGCCAGCGUCUUAUUCUGAUUAGAGCAUCAGAUAUUUAUUUUGCCAAAGAGGUGAGCCGCCUGGGAAACAAACAUUUUGAGCAUGCAGCUUUGCAGGACAGGUCAGGCUCAGGGGUGGGGGCCUCUUUUUUACGCGGGAUAGGACGUCCCUACAGUUUAUCGGGCUACUUUUCAACACCGGCGUGCACGUGGUAAUGUACUUCUACUACCUUCAGCGGAAGACCACUGGGAAGACGCCAAGCUGGAAGCGCUGGGUGACGCGACUCCAGGUUGUCCAGUUCCUCAGUUCCGUUAUCUAUGGGGUUCUGAAGCGUUACGUUAUCAACUGGUGCAUGAGUUAUUUGUCACGCAACAAGAAAAGGAAAAGCAAAAGCGUCAGGGGGGAGGAGUGCAGCUUGCCCCUCUCGCAUUACAAAUGCGGCACAGAUUCUUGCCAUGCUGCUUAGCCCUGCGAUAAUUUCUUGUCAUGAGCAGUCGCUUGAUCGUGUGGAUGAAGUGUAAUAUGGCAUUUUUGCGUGGCUGCAAAUCGUGCAACGUCUGACAAUGUAACGUCUGAGAACUCCAUGUCGGUGGCUGCGUUCGUGAUUACCGUUUUUGUCUAUAUCUAUCCGAUCACGGAUUUUUUCCUGGACGGAGUGGCAUCGGGAACGAUGUCGGCGGGCUCCUCACGCUGCGCCGGAUGGCCCACCGUCUUACUGGGGAACAUCGCAUUCAAUUUAUUUCUCUUGAAAGAUUUCUGUGCGAUCGCGCAGAAGAAUAUCCCACAAGAAAACAACAUUACCAUCCUACUUUUUGUACAUUUUUGUUAUUAUUGUGCAAAAAUUUAUGUUCAUGCGUAAAAAGAACUUUGCACCUGAUUUACCCAACGGCCGUGUUUCCGCAACGCAAAGAGCAUUUUUACCAUCUUUAGGCAAACUGCUGCAGCAGCAAAACUUGUAACAAUGUAGCUGUGGUGGUGUUUUUUGUUGCAUAAAAAACAGCAGAACUAGUCCUUUCCCCGGAGCGGUGCAGUCCGUUCGACGAUCGGUCGUGGAAGCACAAAAAGGGCUAGCGACGGCCGAUCAUGCCAGCGAAAUACACGAGAAGCGUGAGUAGAUCGAUGGUGGUCGGUUCCAUUCCGCAAACGAGAAAAUAAGGGAAAACACGAGUCAGAUAAGGGCAUAAAAAUGCAAUGAUCGCGUUCCUCGUGUUCACCUCGUCGCACCUUAUUCUUGGCGACGAUUCACUCACGCUCACCCCUCGCACACAGCAGUUUGACUUGUCUCCAGAAGUCAAAGAUAUUUGUUAGAAGAAGAAAAAGAAUUCUAGAAUUCCAUGUUUGUCGUGCGCAAAUUUGAAACUGAGAAUAAAUGUGAUUGCCGUGAGUAAGUAUGAGAGGGCUGUA